UUCUUUAACGGGCAGCACUUUUAUAAUACGAGUACAUUCAAUUAAUUGUAAAUAGUUUUAUGGUUAAAAAAAAAAUCGAACGUCGAUUUUCAAGGGUGAAAAAUCGAUUCACUGAAUCGAUUCAAUACAUUAUAUCGAUUAAAAAAUCGAUCUUUUUGGCUCCAAAAAUCGAUUCUUUGAUUUAUCGAUUUCAGAUCGCUAUCCCUAAAGUGCCUAUUAUUUCCAUGUUAUUUUUCCUACCUAUUAUUUUUUUAGGAUCUGAAUCCAACCACCCUGCGGAUACUUGAUCUAUUUUGUACAUACAAAAGAAAUUCUGUAGAUUCGCCUGCCGGUUCAUCAUGCCAAACAAUAAAAACGAAGGAGGAAGGAGCAGCAGUGAAAGAGAUGAAGGUCCUGUUGAUCGUAACCAACCUCCGGAAAAAAAGGCCAAAAUGGACGCCAAAAAAAAACGUAAAGAAUUCAAAUGGGUUCUACAAGGAAAGAAGUUAGUCAAGAUCCGAGAAUUUAUGGGAAUAGUAUAUAUAGACAUAAGAGAGUUCUAUGAAAAAAAUGGUGAAAUGUUUCCGGGCCCGAAUGGAAUCAGUCUGACACCAGAUAUGUGGAAAAGGCUGUUAUCAUUAAGCGAUGAAAUAAAUAAAGCUGUUAGAUCACUCCAUUAAGUUUCACUGUUUAAUUUAUAUUAAGUAAUUCAUUAUUAAUUGAAAUGGUGAAUUAAACAAAACAUUUUGUUA
Messenger RNA from Maniola jurtina (meadow brown), 731 nucleotides. Its product is annotated as RNA polymerase II transcriptional coactivator-like. Gene Ontology annotation, cellular component: transcription regulator complex; nucleus. The transcript is spliced from 2 exons. NCBI's taxonomy places the organism in Eukaryota, Metazoa, Arthropoda, Insecta, Lepidoptera, Nymphalidae. Gene Ontology annotation, biological process: positive regulation of transcription initiation by RNA polymerase II. The record is from RefSeq and is a predicted model, not a curated record. Bases 339 to 659 code for a protein of 106 amino acids. Gene Ontology annotation, molecular function: DNA binding; transcription coactivator activity.